AUUAGAAAACUAAAUUAAAAAUGGAAGAGGUAAUGUCAAUGAUCUUCCAAGGAUUGAAACUGGUUAAGGAGCUUGAGUCAAGCUUACCGGAAAAGUCACUAGAAGCUCUAUCGACCUCCCUCGACGAGAUCACGAGGACAUUUGGUGAUGCAAACGAGCGGCUGAAGAUAGUUCUUGAAUUCAGAAACUCGGUGGUUGUGUCUUGUUCAGACCAGUUGCUAAUGCAGAAUGAACCGGGUCUGAUGCAAGAGUAUUGGUUAAGGUGUGGCGGGUCCACGUCAUCUCAGGGAACCGGAGCCGUGACUCAAAGACAGAUCAUGGCCGUUGAAGAUGGCGGAAGAAACUUGACGGCUGUAGAAAGAUCAGGCGGCUCCGGUAGCAAUCCUUCCACGCCAAGGCAACGCAGAAGGAAAAACGAAGGAGGAGAACACGUGGUGUUGGUGGCGGCGUUAAGGACAGGAAACAUAAAUCUACCACCUGACGAUAACCAUACUUGGCGUAAAUACGGUCAAAAGGAAAUUCUCGGUUCGAAGUUUCCUAGGGCGUACUAUAGAUGCACCCACCAGAAGUUAUACAAUUGUCCAGCUAAGAAGCAAGUACAACGCCUCAAUGACGAUCCCUUCACCUUCCGAGUCAAUUACCGUGGUUCACAUACUUGCCACAUCUACUCAACCGCUCCCACGGCUUCCACCGCUGCCCCCACCACUCCAGUUACAACUAGCUUUUCCCUUGACUACGGUCCUCCUUUCUUCGACAUGGCUGAUGCUAUGAUGUUUGGUAGCAGUGGGAUUGGGGCCAACAUGGACAUAUAUUCUUUCAAUGAUCCAAGUCAUCAUGAUGAUCACUGUUACCGGCGGUCGGAAGACGGCGACGACGGAGACAAGUAGGAUUCAUGUAUCUAUACAUAGAAACUAGAAAGGACAUGUCUGAUUUAAUUUAUUAUUACUAUCAAAAGUUCUGCAUCAUUACACGUGAUUCUUGUUUGGAUCUAGUGGGAAUCAAUUCUUUGAGUAGUUCGCUUUUACAAUGGAAAGUGUUUUAUUUUAAUUAUUGUGUAGUUUCCUUCUCAUUAUCUAUUUAAUUCAUUGCUUUUAAGGUAUUAGGAAAACAUUUUUGAGAAUGCAAGUACUUUUUUGAAAUAAUUGAUAAAAGUUGUGUUAGGGUUUUGAUUAUUUUUUGAAUAAUGAUAAACUAUCUAUUUACCUAACAAAUGGUAAAAGCUUAUUAGUUUCCACAAUACCUUUCUUAUAUCCAUAUUUCAAUACAAAUAUCUAGAAAUAGCUCAUUUCCUCAAAAUAUCUUCUUAAAAUAAAAUCAGAGUUUAGUUUAUACUUUAAACAAAUAUAAUUGGAUCUGAAAUAGAAUAUCAAGUAACCAGAAUUUCUGACAACAAAGAGAAAAGCGCAAACUAAUCAGAUAAUCCUAUAAAAAUAUUGUCUACACUUUUUCAGUACAAGGUACAUUUUCUUACAUAAAUAAAUAUGCAAUUCGAUACGUUUAAAAUAAAUCAAAACUAGGGGAUAAAUUGUUAUUUUGUCAGUAUCUCACAUAUUGGCAUGAACUUGUUGGUGUUUCUUCCUUUUUGUUGAUGUCUUUUUUUUAUACUAAAGAAUCCAAAUAGUUAAAGAGGAGUCUUCAGUGUCAAAAUCAGCUAUUCGAGUGGAAUCUUUGGUCCCUUCACCGUUACUAUUCAUCAUGCAUGCGGCCUUCGUUUUGCCCUUUGUUCAUCAUCUGCACUUGUUAUGUCGAUCGACAGAGAAGACACUCUAUAUUGAAUAAAUAUAUAUAUAGAUAUUCAUAGAAUGAAUCUUUUUAAAGUAUCACACGUAAAAAAAAUGUCUGAACCAAUUUGUUAAAAAAAAAAUUGAAAUCUAGUAAUUUUAUUUAUAUCAAUGUAAUAUUAAAAUUUCUCAAAUUCUUGGAUAUUUUCAAAGAUAUAGUGAAAUGAACUUUGUUUGUAUAAAAUAGUACAUGUACGGAACAUAAAUUAUUUAAUUUGCGUCACAACCGAAUACAUUAUUAUUAUCGCUUAAUUGAAUUUGUUUUGUUGUUUCAGGCUUUCAGCAAGCAUUAAUUAAUGCCCUAGUGUAUACGGCAAUGCUUAUGUAAGGACAACAACAAAAAGACAAAGCACGACAAUUGCGAGAUGAAUUUGUCCCAGUUUCUUCCUUUUAAGCACCAAACAUGCAUAGCCGCAAUUUGAAUGGAUAAGUCUCUUUACACUCUUUAGGUAAUCAAUCAUAUAUCACACACAUGGAUUAAAAAC
Messenger RNA from Brassica napus (rape), 2266 nucleotides. Its product is annotated as WRKY transcription factor 55-like. Bases 21 to 887 code for a protein of 288 amino acids. The record is from RefSeq and is a predicted model, not a curated record. Gene Ontology annotation, molecular function: DNA-binding transcription factor activity; sequence-specific DNA binding. The transcript has 3 exons. Gene Ontology annotation, biological process: regulation of DNA-templated transcription. Lineage: Eukaryota; Viridiplantae; Streptophyta; Magnoliopsida; Brassicales; Brassicaceae.